Microcebus murinus (gray mouse lemur) is the source of this 5320-nucleotide messenger RNA. RefSeq names its product G protein-coupled receptor 22 (gene GPR22). Gene Ontology annotation, biological process: cellular response to hormone stimulus; G protein-coupled receptor signaling pathway. Lineage: Eukaryota; Metazoa; Chordata; Mammalia; Primates; Cheirogaleidae. The record is from RefSeq and is a predicted model, not a curated record. Gene Ontology annotation, cellular component: plasma membrane. Gene Ontology annotation, molecular function: G protein-coupled receptor activity; peptide binding.
UCCAGUGGUUUAGAUAUUUACAUAUUUGUUAAAAACAAAGGAACUUAGGACUACCCUUGUUAAGAUUUCAGAGAACCUUAUAAUCACCAAACCAAUCUGUGGUUUUUUAAAAAAUAAUAAUAUUGUAACUAAGAAGUGCAUACAAUAUAAGAAAUUGCUGUUUGUGAUAUUUUACAUAUCCUUAGCAAGUCACUUGUACAGAAAACAAAAAGCAAUAUCCUUACUUGAGCUUUUUUGCUACCAUUACCACUUACAGUGAUCCCAGAUUUUGUUUUUGCAAAAUAAUCUGAAUAGUACUUGGAAACCUUGUCUCACAAAGAGUUAAACAAAGCACAGAAAUAUACUUCAACAAAAAGAAUCAAAACAAUACUGUGACCUAAAGAAAGCUUCACUUGCCAAAAGUUAUACACUAAUAAGUUGCGACUAAAUCCAGAUCACCCAAUUCUAUGUCUCAAGUACCUUCAUUUACAAAGAGAGAGGGCCAACUAUAGUAGGGUGGGGUUUGCAGAAUUCUAACACUGACUCUGCUGUUAACCUACUUAGACUUUUUGAAGUCACUAAAUUUCUCUGUGCCUUGGUUUCCUCUACCAUACGGGGCUAUUCUGAUGAUAAACAUAAGCAAAUACUUGAAUUUUUUGGCAGAAAAGCACUAUAUAUAUUUCCACUAUGUUAAUAAUUUCCUCAUCCCCACCUCAAGUUUCAUUGAUGCUAACUGAUGCUAACAUGUUUUUCUGGGUUUUUAGUUUUAAGCUUAAAAUAACAUUGUGAGAGAGAGUGUGUGUGUGUAUCAGCCAUCUCUUAACAUGGCUAUCAUUCUAACAAGAUUCUUUUUUCUGACUUUCAAAAUGCAUAAAAAUAGCAUAACAUUUUCAUUUUUAGUAUUAUCAAAGCCUUGCCACCCAAGGCUGUGCAUAAUAUUUGAGAAAUUCACAACAAAAUUUUCCACCACAUUGCUCUCAACUUCUAUAGAAAUGCAAUUAAAAACUCAUAUACUAGUCAGCCAUUGCCCUAUAAAGCUUAAAUAAUACCAGUGGAAGAUUAUAAAAAUGCAUUUUGCUUUUCAAAAUAAGAGAAUAAUUCCAAUUAUAAAUAAAAAACCUAGCAUACAUUUUGAAAAAUGAAUACUAACAGUCCUAAAAUAAUGGAGAUAUAUGAUUUAUAUUCUAAAUAAUUCAACCAUCUGCAAUUGUCUUCCAUUUUGUCAAGAGACAGAAUCCGGCCACUUGAUAUACUUAAGUCCAAAAAAAUUAUCCUAACUAUUAAUAGAAACUUAUUUAUAGGUAACCAAAAUUAAUAGAAAAUUUAAUGUUAAAAUAUUUUAGAUUCAAUACUUAAACCAUUAUUUUUAUUUUGAAAGUAUAUCUUAAAAUAACUUUACAACUUACAGACAUUACUUUUUCCUUUGACACAUCUAUUUACUAACAACAUUAGCAUGCAGCUACAUAUUUAAUAUAAUAUUUAAGAAGUAGCAAUCCACUCAGAAAUGUGCCCAGGUCAAAAACAGAACUAGCCAAUUGAAGUAAAAUAUUAUGGCACAUGAUCAGUAUAUACCUACCAAAUGAAAGGAUUACCAAAGGAGAAGACCAAAUAGUCAUCUCCAAAAGUAAUGCAGAUGAUUAAAGUUUUACCCCUGAGACUAUGCUAUCAGCAAUGAAAUUUUAAAAUAUAUAUAUUUUAGGGUAUAAUCACCUUAUAGCAAUUUGAUUAAUAUUUUGCAUGAAUGAAUACCCAAAUGAACGAGUACUUAAGUUAUGGCAACGUUUAACACCUUGAGAUGUUCACAACAAUUUGGAAUACACAGAGAAGAUGACUCGAAUACAAACAAACUAGUUGAAAUUCAAUGUGGCUCACAGUAAAGAUGCAGUGGGUUUCUAUUUGUAGAACAAAGAAUCUCAACCAAAAACAUAUAUAGAUUAAAAUGUUCUCAAGUGCAAUUAUCAAGGCUUUAAAAGGAAUAUGUACUUUUUACUAUGUAAGUCUUUCUUGCUCCCCAACCUCCCUGAAAUUUUUAAUGUUUGGCAUAAGUGACCAACAAACCAGAAUAGAACAUACAUUUUUAAAAUACUAAUUUACACACAUUCUAUUUAAGAAAAACAUACAACCACUUAUAUAUUUAGUCUUUUUUUAAAAAGCAUCCUUAUAUAAAACAGUGGGGGGGGGGGAAAUCCCUGCUAUACAUAUGAAGCACAGUUUAAGCCCAAUACAACUGACCAAUCAAAAUUAGUGAAUGCACUGCAUCUCUCUGCAGUGGAGAGAAGCGACAAGGUAGGCUGUCAUUCUGCAAAAGCUGCCCAGAACAGGCUUUCCUCUGAAAAGCAGUGCCGUUCCUUUUUGGAAAGACUGAAUCUAAAUGUUGUCUCUGGAGACAAGAAGCCUUCAGUAUGUUAAAUUACUUCAUUAUGUAUUUUCAGAUGCUUAUUGAUUCCACAGUAGGAAGAGUGAGAGACUGCAGCAGCCUCUAAGCAGCACUACAUGUUCCAUACAUUAGCAGUACUGCUGAAACAAUGGCACAGUACAGACACAUAUUUUCAUUAAGGUCAUUUUCGAAGAGAUGUUUAUGACCCUCUUCCCUCAGUCCUCUACUAACAAGUGAACAAAAUGAAUCAAUCAAAACUGGAAAUGCUUCAACUACAUCAAGAAUGUAUCAAAUCUUUAGCAGAGGGUCCACAGCAGCUAAUUCAGUAUUUACAACCGAUUAUAUGAAGAAUGCAAUUGACUGAGCUUCUCCCUAGCUGUCUGAACCACGGACUGCAAGAUAUCCUGUAAUGCAUGAUUUUAAGACAUUAAGGAGUUAAAACCAGGGAAAAGGUCUACAUUACUGUUGGAAUAUAACAAAUGGACAGCAUCCUAAGAAGCUACUACAUAAAAUAACCACAGAAAGAAAAAUAAUACAACCAUAAAAGCCUGAAAACAAAAUGGUGAGCUUUUUUAAAGAAGUUGUUCAUACUUUAACAUACCAGAAUUGUGGAAGCUACUGAUUCUUGAAUAAUGAAACAUGAGUUUACAAAAGGAAAAUGACAUACUUUACCAGCAAGCAAAAUGAAGCUUUAACAAGUGUUUUCUGCACUAGAUAUUCAGAUAGUCAUAUCAAUUGAUGUGGACUAAUGGAUUUUUCCAUCUGAGUUUUAUGACCAAUUAUGUAUCCUCUUCUAAUGAAAACAAACCAAAUUAAGUGGCAGAUGCUUUUUAUCAAAAAAACAUGGACUGGAUUUAUAAUAUAAAGCAAGUUAUGUGAUCAAGAAAUCAUUUCAAAAUAAUAAGGACUGCUAAAGAAACAGAUUUAUAAUUGUAUCAAAAGGAUGUCUAAAUUUAUUUUAGAAGUUAGAAACCUUAUGUUUCCUUUUUUGUUUUCACAUAUUCUGGAAAAUAAAGAGACUAUCAUAUACUCCCUCAAAGGGAAACAUAAUUCCUAUCAUUUGAGGAAGUUUCUCUUGGUCGUGACUUUUUAAGGCAAAACAAACACAAAUAUGUACUGUUUUUAGAAAUUUAUCAGCCAACUAAAUCUCAUAAUUCAUGCAGUUGAAGUGUUGGAGAGAAAAUGAGAGAAUUCCUACAAGACAUGAAAUAAAACACAGCUACUUCAUUGUUGUCAGGUAAAAAGUCAUGUUAAAAUUUGUGAAUGACAUCAUGUAUCAAUUUGUGAAAAACUGCCAUAGUGAGACAAAAGGCCAAUAAGGCAACAGCAAACAGGGGAAAAAACCAACUGCUCCAAAAGAAUGUGUUUUUCUCCCAUUCUGGAAAUCAACAUGCAGUCUGAAUCUAACAUUACAGUGCGAGAUGACAUUGAUGACAUCAACACCAAUAUGUACCAACCACUAUCAUAUCCAUUAAGCUUUCAAGUGUCUCUCACCGGAUUUCUUAUGUUAGAAAUUGUGUUGGGACUUGGCAGCAACCUCACCGUAUUGGUACUUUACUGCAUGAAAUCCAACUUAAUCAACUCUGUCAGUAACAUUAUUACAAUGAAUCUUCAUGUACUUGAUGUAAUAAUUUGUGUGGGAUGUAUUCCUCUAACUAUAGUUAUCCUUCUGCUUUCACUGGAGAGUAACACUGCUCUCAUCUGCUGUUUCCAUGAGGCUUGUGUAUCUUUUGCAAGUGUCUCAACAGCAAUCAACGUUUUUGCUAUCACUUUGGACAGAUACGACAUCUCUGUAAAACCUGCAAACCGAAUUCUGACAAUGGGCAGAGCUGUAAUGUUAAUGACAUCCAUUUGGAUUUUUUCUUUUUUCUCUUUCCUGAUUCCCUUUAUUGAGGUAAAUUUCUUCAGUCUUCAAAGUGGAAAUACAUGGGAAAACAGGACACUUUUAUGUGUCAGUACAAAUGAAUACUACACUGAACUGGGAAUGUAUUAUCACUUGCUAGUACAGAUCCCAAUAUUCUUUUUCACUGUUAUAGUAAUGUUAAUCACAUAUACCAAAAUACUUCAGGCUCUCAAUAUUCGAAUAGGCACAAGAUUUUCAACAGGGCAGAAGAAGAAAACAAGAAAGAAAAAGACAAUUUCUCUAACCACACAACAUGAGACUACAGACAUGUCACAAAGCAGUGGUGGGAGAAAUGUAGUCUUUGGUGUAAGAACUUCAGUUUCUGUAAUAAUUGCCCUCCGGCGAGCUGUGAAACGACACCGUGAACGACGAGAAAGACAAAAAAGAGUCUUCAAAAUGUCCUUAUUGAUUAUUUCUACAUUUCUUCUCUGCUGGACGCCAAUUUCUGUUUUAAAUACCACCAUUUUAUGUUUAGGCCCAAGUGACCUUUUAGUAAAAUUAAGAUUGUGUUUUCUAGUCAUGGCUUAUGGAACAACUAUAUUUCACCCACUCUUAUAUGCAUUCACUAGACAAAAGUUUCAAAAGGUCUUGAAAAGUAAAAUGAAAAAGCGAGUUGUUUCCAUAGUGGAAGCUGAUCCUAUGCCUAAUAAUGCUGUAAUACACAACUCUUGGAUAGAUCCUAAAAGAAACAAAAAAAUUACCUUUGAAGAUAGUGAAAUAAGAGAGAAAUGUUUGGUACCACAAGUUGUCACAGACUAGGGAAAAGUUUAAGUUUCACAAAAUCCACAGUCAGAUGAGUUUUAAAUUUAACUUGUAAAAAAAUGAAAUUACUGCCAAAUAUAAGAAAAAAAAUUUAAGUAUUGGUUAUGUUGUAAAUUUUCAAUGUGAAUGUCAAUUAGAUUAGGUCAUAUAUAUUCAAUUUCUUCAUUAUUUAAUGUAUUUGUUGCAUGGCAGUUUGUUAAAGUAAUAUCAUAUGUAUAUUUUGUCAAUAUUAUGUCCAUCAGAAGAUAUUCAUGUAAGUCAUAUUUUCUAAAGAAUAAAUACAUAGCCUUAAAACAGUG